Symbiodinium necroappetens is the source of this 1902-nucleotide messenger RNA. Lineage: Eukaryota; Dinophyceae; Suessiales; Symbiodiniaceae. The record is from the annotation of a GenBank genome assembly.
GCUGUACUACAAGAUUUGGUUGGCAUUACAGAUGAACCCCAACAGUUACGACGAUGGGGAUGAACAGGUUAUGAGCCCAAACGUUACCGGAGAUCCAGGUAUGAGAAGGACGGUGACUCCGACUCCUAUCGUAAACGGUGUGGACCCGCCGCCAGGUGGACACCUUGAUAUGGAUGGUGAGGUCACUGGACCUAGAGUUGAGUCGACGUCGCCUUCUAUUUCAGCCCGCCCAGCCCACUCGACGGCUGGAGUUGUGGGCCGGGAAUCUCGAGCGGCAACAGCGGCUGCUCCGAAGGCUCCCAGGCUCAGGAUCGUACUGGAGUACACUCCCAACCACUGGGAUCAACCACUGGUGGCCUUGGUCAUCAUGCGCUGGAACAGAGGCAACCUAGAGCAAGUGACAGUGCCAGGCACUCCUUUGUUCGACAUGCACACGAUGGAGAGGUUGCAGCAACUCCACGCAGCUGCUCCUCAGAGCCUCAUGAGGUUUCCUCCACUCACCCUCCUCGCCGAUGGACUUCGUGGGUCACUCCUCAGGGUGAAGAGCAAAGCCCAGUGCCUCCACCGCCUAGGUGAAGAGCAGCCUGUGCGCGGAGUUUAUGGUGAUGGUGCCAUUAAGCCUGGAGUUAACACAUUGCCAGACUUGCCACUCCCAGGUAUCUUGGUUGAGGCAGGGGAAUGGUACAGCAACUAUCUGAGAAUAGAAACGAUGAUCUUGGCCGCCCUUCCACAGGCUGUGAAGCAGGAGGUGAAGGUCAAGGGUGUUGAGUUUGCCGAGGCUCAGAUCUCCCGACGUAGCAUCGGCGCCCAAGACACCGUGUACUUUCUACACAUCCCCGCAGGUGUAAAGGAGGGUGAAGCAAAGGGAAAGGGAAAGGGAGGUGACUCUAGAGAGGAGUGGUACCGUACGAAGGGAGGCACACUGGUUGUUCCACCUACUGUUCAUCAUCCUCAUUUGGGACUUUUGAAGACUGGUGUCGGGCGAAAUACGUGCCCCUUCAUACAGGAGGACCAGGCACUUUCCCUCAUAUCCCAGCUUGAGGACAGGCGUCUUAGUGAGUUCAAAGAGCAGGUGCAAGAACUUGAGGUGCACAUGGAGUCCGUCAGUGCACCCGUUGACCCAACAGAGGCACUAAGGAGAUACGCUAUUACUGGAGGGCGCUCAGAAGCCUUACGCGCUAUAUUUGCACAGCCGUAUUUCGACGGGGUUGAUGAAUCCUUGAAGGCUAGGCUUGCGGAGGAUUUGGUUGGUUUGGAUGAGGACUCUGGUAAGCGUAUGUUGAAGCAGUUGCCAGUCAACAGGGCCCAUCGCCGGAGCUUGCUUGCCUCCGAAAGGACUUGGUGCCAGGACCGGGACAUGCAACUCGUUGAGGUUGAUGUAAUUUCAAAAGGGGGUAAGGGAUGGGACUUGAUGAAGUCUGAUGGCGUCUGGAGGGUAGAGCGAGUUCGCUCGCGUUCUAGGCGAACGCAGGUAUGCACGAACCUGGAUCUGUCCUGUAUGUGUGCGCUCGAGGGCAGAUACACAGGCCCAAGCUGUGAGGAGCUUGACCAGGUUAUUGCACGGGCACUUAAGAGGCUUCCUAUCUUCCCAUUUCAGAUGAAAUUCCACAACCAGACCCAGAGGUAUGGCCUGGUAGGUGCGUUUCGUGUGCCCAAGAGUGCGAUUCAGCAUUCCAAGGCUGCGUCAAAGGAGGCUGGAAUCGAAGACCUCUUUGGAGUUGAGCAAGAGCGUAACAAUGAUCCGGUUGAGGAUCUUGCAGAGUACCAGCCUUCAGAGCUAGGCCGCGUCUCUACCAAUUCAUUGGUGGCCUUUAGCAGCAAGGUGGGCAGCACAGGAUGCAGAUCGACAGAUCCUUGGAAGAUGGGUGAGGUUGUGAAUCCAAUUGAGUAUGAUGAACUUAG